This is a messenger RNA of Pseudovirgaria hyperparasitica, 402 nucleotides long. RefSeq lists its product as uncharacterized. Lineage: Eukaryota; Fungi; Ascomycota; Dothideomycetes; Acrospermales; Acrospermaceae. The record is from RefSeq and is a predicted model, not a curated record. The transcript is spliced from 2 exons. Bases 1 to 402 code for a protein of 133 amino acids.
AUGUCACCCGUACUGAAAUGCCACGCAGAAACUCACAUCAAUGCACCUGCGAGUCUUGUAUAUUCCCUCCUCACCGACCUAUCCCAAUGGCCUGUUUGGAACGAAAUGGUUCCUCAAGUAACAAUCGCGUACAGUCCAUCAGCCGAUAGUGCGAACACAGAUAUGCGUAUGAGACUCGGUCAGCGUCUCCAGUUUCAUGUCCGAAUGCCCAUGUUCGGCGUCAGACGUCAUGUUCCUGGAGGAUCUGUUGAAGAGAUAGUUCGGCUUGAUCCUGCUCCAACUGAUAGUCCCAGCCGUGUCGAAUGGAAUCAACGAGGUAUUCCGCAGACCUUACUCCGGACGAAUCGCGUCAAUAUCAUCGAACCAUCUGCCGAAGUCGAUGGGCGGAUCAUUGCAGACUGA